Oryza sativa Japonica Group (Japanese rice) is the source of this 2057-nucleotide messenger RNA. Its product is annotated as probable kinase CHARK. Lineage: Eukaryota; Viridiplantae; Streptophyta; Magnoliopsida; Poales; Poaceae. Gene Ontology annotation, molecular function: ATP binding; protein kinase activity. Gene Ontology annotation, cellular component: plasma membrane. Gene Ontology annotation, biological process: protein phosphorylation. The record is from RefSeq and is a predicted model, not a curated record.
AAAAGGCAUUCAAUUCCCAUCACAUAUAUGGUUGGGUAGCUCGCGGAACCAUAACCUCUUGAUCCUUGUAGCUAGGAUUCAUCGUCCAUUUCUCUUGCUAUCUUGCCUAAACACUCGUAUAUAACAUUCUUCGCAACACCAAGAAAGAUCUCAACCUUAACUUCAGAUCGAUCAUCCUCAACAAUUUGAGGAGAGAGAGAGAGGGGUGGUGGCUGUCGCGGCUGCCUCCGUUGCCUUCCAUCGCCACUCCUGAUAUAUCAUCAGUUAUCAUCACCGGGUAUACUCCCAUGGCCUCGCCACCUUCGCCAGCAGAAUAUCGUUCUUAUCGAUAUGUACUUGACGAUAAUCUAUCAUCUCCGACACCAGCACCAGGUCCAUCACAACCACCUCCAUCUCCACCGCCACCGCCACUGCCAUCGCCACCACCACCAUAUCCAUUUUCAUCUCCAUGGUCAUCACCGCCAUCGCCACAAGCACCACCACCACAAAUUCUGACGGCGCCACCACUACCUGCGCAAGCACUGCCACUAGCACAACCCAAGACCAACUCCUCGACGAAGACGAUCGCCAUGGCAGUAGUAGUUCCUACGCUCGCGGUGUGCGUGGUCGCCGCGGCGCUUCUAUGGCUGUGGCGCCAGCGGAAGCGCCGCCGCAAGAACUCACCGCCGCCGGCAAACAAUGACAGCGACCAGUACUCCUCCGACGGGCAGCGGCAGCACGGCACCGCCGACCUGGAGAGAGCCGUGACCGGCGGCGGGCCGCGGCGGUACCAGUUCCACGAGCUCGCCGCCGCGACGCGCGACUUCGCCGAGGAGGAGAAGCUCGGGCAAGGAGGGUUCGGCAACGUCUACCUGGGCCGCCUCGCCGUCGGCACUGGCGGCGGCGAGGACCACCAGGAGGUGGCCGUGAAGAAGUUCUCGAUGGACUCCAUGUCUCAGGGAAGGAGGGAGUUCGAGGCCGAGGUGAGGAUCAUAAGCCAGCUGAGGCAUCGAAACCUGGUGCAGCUGCAUGGUUGGUGUGAUAGCCGCAAGGGGCUCUUGCUCGUCUACGAGCUUGUGGCAGGAGGAAGCCUAGAUAAGCACAUCUAUAACACCGACAGGAUACUCACCUGGCCAGAGAGAUACAAGAUCAUUAUGGGAUUAGGAGCUGCGCUACGUUACCUUCAUCAAGAGUGGGAGCAAUGCAUCCUGCACGGCGACAUCAAACCAAGCAACAUCAUGGUUGACUCGUCGUACAACACCAAGCUAGGGGACUUUGGGCUGGCAAGGCUCGUCGACCACGGCAAAGCGUGGCAGGCCACAAGGUCCGUGCUCGGCACGGCCGGCUACAUCGACCCGGAGUUCGUGAACACGCGGCGGCCGAGCACCGAGUCCGACGUCUACAGCUUCGGCGUCGUCCUCCUCGAGAUCGUCUGCGCCAAGCCGCCGGUGGUCUUGCAGGAGAACGAGCCGAGCUUCGUGCUGCUGAGGUGGGUAUGGAACCUGUACAGCCAGAACGCGAUCCUCGACGCGGUGGACGAGCGGCUGCGUGUCGUUGGCGUCGUGCGCGACGAGCGGCAGAUGGAGCGCGUGCUGGUCGUCGGGCUGUGGUGCGCGCACCCUGACCUGAGUGAGCGCCCGUCCAUCGCCCGCGCCAUGAACGUCCUGCAGUCCGACGACGCGAGGUUGCCGGAUCUCUCGCCGCAGAUGUACAAGUCCAAGGCGUCACCGCCUCCAAGAGAUGUCGCCGUGGGGGUAGAUUACGGCGGUGUCAGUACAGGUAGCACGUUCUCAGGCAGUGGUGUUCCCACAUCGGCGACCACAACAACCACGCGUUCCUCCGGAUCAUUUGUUGGUUGAUACAAUCUUUGUGGGUAUAAAUACAUUUGCUUAUUAUCUGUUAUCAGAAAAGGGAGAAUAUUAGUUCUGAGCAUCGGGUAGCUAUUUCUAUCAAUGGUAUAAAUUUUAGUUGUAUGAGAAAUACAUUAGUUAUUUCUAAAUUAUAGCAACUUAUUAUAUUCAAAUAAUUUCCAUGUUUGUAGCAAAUUGCUAAUUAUUUGUUUUGAUUUUUGAUAUCAA